AUGAAUCGUAAAGAUAAAACUGAAAUGACGUUUAACGAGCGGAGCGCACGAGAUUAUAAGAUAGCACCGUUCUUCUGGCUGAACUCGUACAUACGUACUCCCAUCAUUUCUGAUUUCCCACUGCUUAGAGAGGCUGUAAAUGCACAAAAUUUUGAUUUGGUAUCGAAAAUAGUUGUGGAACAUGAUCCUUUUGAGGUUAAACGCAUACGGAUCUCUAGCGAAAAUUCAGAACUCUCUCCUAAUCUUAUUCCUUCACAGUCACACAGGCGAAUGGUUGGAUGCAUUUGUGAACCGGAAGCGGAUUCUAUCAACUGGCUAGAAUUAGAAAAAGGCAAUCCAGUUCAGUGUUAUUGUGGUCACUGGUUUCAAUUAGUCAAUUAUGAAGACUACUUUAAUAUGACUAAUCAAUAA
Schistosoma rodhaini is the source of this 411-nucleotide messenger RNA. Lineage: Eukaryota; Metazoa; Platyhelminthes; Trematoda; Strigeidida; Schistosomatidae. The record is from the annotation of a GenBank genome assembly.